AUGGAUCUUGGUGGCACCUCUGAUCCAUAUGUCAAGCUAUUUAUCUUACCGGACAAGAAAAAGAAAUAUCAAACGAGAGUGCAGAAGAAAUCGCUUAAUCCUAUUUUCAAUGAAAAUUUCAUGUUCAAGAUACCAUAUAACGAAAUUAGCGGUCAAACACUGGUUAUGAGUGUUUUCGAUUUUGAUAGAUUCGGUAAACAUGGUCAGAUAGGUGAAAUUUCAAUACCUCUUGGAAAGGUAGACUUAGCGACCACCAUUGAGAGGUGCGAUUUGAUUCAAACUCCACCGGAAAAUAGGUUAGGUGAAGUAUGUUUAGCGCUUCGUUAUGUUCCAAAUAAAAAUAAAUUAACGGUUGUUGUAAUGGAAUGUAAAAAUUUGAAAAAGAUGGACGUUCUUGGUCUCUCAGAUCCAUAUGUGAAAAUUUAUUUGAUGUUGCAAAAGAAGCGGUUAGAAAAAAAGAAAACUACAAUUAAGAUGAAAACUUUAAAUCCAUAUUAUAAUGAAUCGUUCAGUUUUGAUGUCAGUCCAGAGAAAAUGCAGCGGGUACAUUUGCAAGUGACGGUUUCGGAUUACGAUCGAGUUGGUUCCAAUGAACGUAUCGGUCAUGUUAUCAUUGGCAACAAUGCUAACGGUGUAGCGCUAAAACAAUGGCAAGAUGUGCUUGCAACACCACGUCGUUCCGUUGCGCAAUGGCAUGUGUUAAUGCCAUUCAAUGAUGAUUAA
Molecule: messenger RNA, 723 nt
Organism: Acanthocheilonema viteae
Lineage: Eukaryota; Metazoa; Nematoda; Chromadorea; Rhabditida; Onchocercidae
Source: the annotation of a GenBank genome assembly